AUGAGAACACACACUGGAGAGAAACCUUAUACUUGCCCUGUUUGUAAGAAGAGUUUCUCCAGAAAGCAAUACAUGACCACACACAUGACAAUACAUACUGGAGAGAAACCUUUUACUUGCUCUGUUUGUAAGAAGAGUUUCCCCAGAAAGAAUGACAUGACCACACACAUGAGAACACAUACUGGAGAGAAACCUUUUGCUUGCUCAAUUUGUGCUAAAAGAUUCAACGCUAAGAGUAUCAUGACAUUACACAUGAAAAUACACACUGGAGAGAAACCUUUCACUUGCUCUGUCUGUAAGAAGAGCUUCAUCAGAAAGCAUCACAUGACCACACACAUGAGAACACACACUGGAGAGAAACCUUUUACUUGCUCUGUCUGUAAGAAGAGUUUCUCCAUGAAGCCUGACAUGACCACACACAUGAGAAUACAUACUGGAGAAAAACCUUUUACUUGCUCUGUUUGUAAGAAGAGUUUCUCCAGAAAGCGUAACAUGACCACACACAUGAGAACGCACACACUGGAGAGAAACCUUUUAUUUGCUCUGUUUGUAAGAAGAGUUUCUCCAGAUGGCAACACAUGACCACACACAUGAGGACACACAGUGGUGAGAAACCUUUUCCUUGCUCUGUUUGUAAGAAGAGUUUCUCCAUGAAGCCUGACAUGACCACACACAUGAGAACACAUACUGGAGAGAAACCUUUUACUUG
Nerophis ophidion (straightnose pipefish) is the source of this 709-nucleotide messenger RNA. RefSeq names its product gastrula zinc finger protein XlCGF49.1-like. Bases 1 to 582 code for a protein of 193 amino acids. The transcript has a single exon. The record is from RefSeq and is a predicted model, not a curated record. Gene Ontology annotation, molecular function: RNA polymerase II cis-regulatory region sequence-specific DNA binding; DNA-binding transcription factor activity, RNA polymerase II-specific. Lineage: Eukaryota; Metazoa; Chordata; Actinopteri; Syngnathiformes; Syngnathidae. Gene Ontology annotation, biological process: regulation of transcription by RNA polymerase II. Gene Ontology annotation, cellular component: PcG protein complex; transcription regulator complex.